AUGGAGCUCAUACGUGAACACAUCAACGAGCUGAAUCUGUUUGGGCUGGUUCCAGAAGAUGUUGAAGUCCUGCUCACCCACUGCCUACAAAACAACUUCUUUCGAUUCAAUGAAAACUUCUACAAACAAUCUGAUGGGAUAGCCAUGGGAUCCAGGAUUGCGCCAUCUCUGGCCAUAGUGUUCAUGGGGAAGCUGGAAGCAGAGGCACUGCAGGUGGACAGACCUCAGCCAGACAUGUAUGUUAGGUACAUCGAUGACAUAUGGUGUCUCUGGACGCACGGCAGCGAGGCGCUAACUGAAUAUCUGGCCUUCCUCAACUCGAGACAUCCGGCCAUUCAAUUCACGAUUGAGCGAUCAGACCAGGACGGGACGCUGCCAUACCUGGACACACUGAUAAGCGUGCGACAGGACGGCUCGUACAGCACGGAGCUGUAUUUCAAGCCCAUGGCGGCACCGAUCAUUCUGCCGUAUGACUCGGCACAUGCCAGGUCUACAAAGAAGGCUGUGCUCACAUCACAGAUCACUAGGGCGAUCCGUCUUGGCUCAGACACAGCGGCAAGAAAAAGAGGGCUCGAGAAGAUACGUCAUCUGUUUGUCAGUAAUGGAUAUCCGAUGAAGAUGAUCAAGGAGUACAGUUGGAGGGAAAUGAAGAAACAUGAAGAGAGAAGCAGAGACAGAGGAAGAGAACGACGGGAACGGCCAGAUCAGCGACAACAGAACAAGAAGAAGCAAGGCACAUAUAUCCGACUGCCCUUCGUUAAUGACAAGGUGGCUGCUCAGGUGAAGAAGGUUGCAAUCAACUCUGGAUUACCAGUGGAGAUAGCAUGGACCACCAACAACACCCUGAAGAAACGACUGGUCAAGACACGACUGAACCCAGCCCCCUGCCCCUCGGGACGAAGGUGCUGUCAUUCAUGCCAGGCGGGGCUACAGUCCAAGUGCACGACCAAAAACGUGGUAUAUGAACUUACCUGCAGUCACUGCGGCGACACCUACAUCGGAGAAACGAGCAGGCCAGUUAGACUCCGCUACAACGAGCAUCGGAGGAACGGCAUUAACAGAGAAGAGGACACUCCCCUAGGAGAGCAUGCGCUGCAUAAGCACCCUGAGAUGGAUCGACGCGACAUCUCGGUGACGGCCAAAAUCCUGCGUGUAUGCAAAGACGAAGCGGAUAGAAGAAUCGCUGAAUCCAUCUUCAUCCGAGACGCCAGGCCCAAAAUUAACGAUAACACUACAUCAUGGCAGCUUCUUCCAAAAUAA
Messenger RNA from Amphibalanus amphitrite, 1260 nucleotides. RefSeq lists its product as uncharacterized. The transcript has a single exon. Lineage: Eukaryota; Metazoa; Arthropoda; Thecostraca; Balanomorpha; Balanidae. The coding region runs from base 1 to 1260 and encodes 419 amino acids. The record is from RefSeq and is a predicted model, not a curated record.